UCGGUGACUCGCCCAGGGUCACCCAGCUGGGAAGCGUCCGAGGCUGGAUUCGAACUUUAUUCCCCAGAGAAGAGCCUACUCUGGGGGAGGGCGUCGUUAGAUGCUGUAGAAAGGCCGUCCACAAGUCCAGGGGGUACCUACUACGUGCAAUCACCAGCAAUCACCGAUGACAACAAACACGAGUUUUCGGGUGCUCUGUGAAGCCAGGGUAACGGCACCGGAGGAAGGGACGGUCAGGGAGGACGCACAGUCCCGACCCCGAGGGCCUCCCUGGAGGAGGAGGCACGGCUGGGCCAUUCAACAACAAUUCCGGCCCUUUUCCUCCUCUAUAAAGUGGGGACCUGGGCUGGCCAGGUGAUCUAGGUCACGUGCCCCAGAACUGCGCGUGCAACACCCCACUCGAAUGUUACGACAAUCCCGCCACAGCCCCGGGCCUCGCGCGUGCGCAGAGCGGCAGCCGCGUGCGCAGAGCGACAGCCGCGUGCGCAGAGCGACAGCCGCGCGCGCAGAGCGACAGCCGCGCGCCCAGCACUCCCCUCCCCCCAUCUCCCAGCGCCGCGCACUGAUGCCGUCAGUCUUCGGCGCGACCGAAGACGCCUAGGAGUCACGUGAAGCGGCACGCGCUUCGCCUCGCUUCUAUUCCCCUCCCUCUCUCCAGGCUCUAGGGCCGCAGCGCUCCCCGGAACGGAGGUGCCAUGAAGGAGACGCCGUUAUCUAACUGCGAGAGGCGCUUUCUGCUCCGAGCCAUCGAGGAAAAGAAGCGCCUUGAUGGUAGACAGACCUACGACUACAGAAACAUCAAAAUUUCAUUUGGAACAGACUAUGGCUGCUGUAUUGUGGAACUUGGGAAAACAAGAGUUCUUGGGCAAGUUUCCUGUGAACUUGUUUCUCCAAAGCUCAAUCGGGCAACAGAAGGUAUUCUUUUCUUUAACCUUGAACUCUCUCAGAUGGCUGCCCCAGGUUUUGAGCCCGGCAGGCAGUCAGAUCUCUUGGUGAAGUUGAAUCGACUUUUGGAAAGAUGUCUAAGAAAUUCGAAAUGUAUAGACACUGAAUCUCUCUGUGUUGUUGCUGGCGAAAAGGUCUGGCAGAUCCGUGUGGAUCUCCACCUGUUAAAUCACGAUGGAAACAUUGUUGAUGCUGCCAGCAUUGCAGCGAUUGUGGCAUUGUGUCACUUCAGGAGACCUGAUGUGUCAGUCCAAGGUGAUGAGAUCACCCUGUACGCGCUGGAGGAACGAGACCCUGUACCUUUGAGCAUCCACCACAUGCCCAUCUGUGUCAGUUUUGCCUUCUUCCAGCAAGGAACUUACUUAUUGGUGGAUCCCAAUGAGCGAGAGGAGCGUGUCAUGGAUGGCCUGCUCGUGAUCGCCAUGAACAAGCACCGUGAGAUCUGUACCGUCCAGUCCAGCGGCGGGAUCAUGCUGCUCCAAGAUCAGGUUCUGAGAUGCAGCAAAAUCGCUGGUGUGAAGGUGGCGGAGAUCACAGAACUCAUACAGAAAGCCUUGGAGAAUGACAGGAGAGUGAGGAAAGAAGGUGGAAAGUUCGGCUUUGCAGAAUCAAUAGCAAACCAAAGGAUCACAGCUUUCAAAAUGGAAAAGGCCCCUGUGGAUACGUCAGAUGUGGAAGAGAAAGCAGAAGAAAUCAUAGCGGAAGCGGACCCUCCUUCAGAAGCUGUUUCUAAACCUGUGUUAUGGACUCCUGGGACCGCCCAGAUAGGAGAAGGGAUAGAGAGUUCCUGGGGUGAUUUGGAAGAGGAAGACGAAGAAGAUGAAGGUGGCAGUGAUGAAGUCACCAUUCUUGACAGUGUCAAGAUGGAAACUGAAGACCAAAAUGUUGGAAACCACAUUGGUGAUGAUACUCCUAUAGUUCUGUCAGAUAGCGAAGAAGAUGAAAUCAUUAUUUUAGAACCAGGAGAAAACCCAAAGAAAACAAGAACACAGGCCAACUGCCAACAGGGAAAAGUCCCAAGUAAAAAAGCCAUUAGAAAGAAAAAGCAGCAGCCGGCUGACUAAAACUUCCAAAACACUACUGGAGAGUGCGUUCAGGACUGUUGCGGAUUUUUACAUGUAUGUUUUCUUGAUUUAAAAUAAAGUAUCUAGAAAAUG
Messenger RNA from Phascolarctos cinereus (koala), 2102 nucleotides. RefSeq names its product exosome component 9 (gene EXOSC9). Lineage: Eukaryota; Metazoa; Chordata; Mammalia; Diprotodontia; Phascolarctidae. Gene Ontology annotation, cellular component: nuclear exosome (RNase complex); cytoplasmic exosome (RNase complex). Gene Ontology annotation, molecular function: mRNA 3'-UTR AU-rich region binding. Gene Ontology annotation, biological process: nuclear polyadenylation-dependent rRNA catabolic process; exonucleolytic trimming to generate mature 3'-end of 5.8S rRNA from tricistronic rRNA transcript (SSU-rRNA, 5.8S rRNA, LSU-rRNA); U5 snRNA 3'-end processing. The record is from RefSeq and is a predicted model, not a curated record.